UGUUAUUAGUGUUUAUAACGUUAGAGACGACGUGCGACGACGAGCGCCGUGUAUCCGUAUUUAAAACGUUAAAUGCGAACGGAAAGUAUCUGCCUGAUAGGUAUUUGUUAAGUAUGUCAGGGGCGAUUUUGUUUUUUAAUCCGUUAUCGUUAUGAAUCCGUGACAGUCGGAUUUAUUUCUACUGUUUGUGGUCCGUUUGUGGUACUGUCAACUAAAAGCACCGGCUGAACUCAAUGCUAGCAAGAAAGGUUCCGGCAGUCUUCCUAUCAGGGCUUCAUUUGUUUCAUUCCAAGGGUCAAUAUAUUGCUUAUCUUCUACUGCAACUAGGGUGACCAGAUGAGACGGACAGGGGGGCGUGGCUACCGACAGCAGCAACAGCAGCCUCGGCGGUGUACAGAAGGCGGCACUCGAGACAAAAACCUAAAGAGACUGGGGUCUGUGGUCUGAAUUAUCUGAGGCGAGAGGUUCCCUGACCGCACUGUGCCAACUAGUUUUCACAGGAGGUCCCAACAACGCCCGGUGCCAUUGCGCGCUCUGCUGACGCAACCACGUCGCUGUGGCUCAAUGCGAUGGCGGACCGCAAUGUCCCCAGAUCUGCCCAGGGAGGGACGGAGCAAAGUCACUGAGCCACUCUCACCGGCUCCGUUAAAGUGCCGUCCGACCACCUGUUAAAGAGAGGCCGCUACAUUCCCGUCUCUCGUGUGAAAUAGUAUGUUGGACGGGAUCUGUUCGGAGUGCACUGACCGGGACGAGCUAGAAGUGGAGUGAAGAGGAGCGGAGUGCGCCGGGCUGACGCACCGCAUGUCGAGCCAGCAAGUUGACUGUAAUAACAAAAGUCGCGUCGACGGGGAAGGGGACAGCCGCUCUCGGAGGUUUGAGGGGACAGUUGUUUCGGCAAAAUGAAAUUCGCGGAGCAUCUUUCGUCCCACAUCACUCCAGAGUGGAGGAAACAAUAUCUUCAGUAUGAGGCAUUCAAGGAAAUGCUGUAUGCUGCCCAGGACCAAGCCCCGUCCAUAGAAGUCACAGAUGAAGACACAGUGAAGAGAUACUACGCUAAGUUCGAGGAAAGGUUUUUCCAGACCUGCGAGAAGGAGCUCCUGAAAAUCAACACAUUCUAUUCAGAAAAGCUUGCUGAAGCCCAGCGACGUUUUGCCACGCUGCAGAAUGAGCUGCAGUCUUCACUGGACGCCCAGCGCGAGAGCAACGCGCCACCUGGCCUGCGGAAACGCAAGACGAUGUUCCACCUGUCACAGGAGGAGCGCUGCAAACACCACAACAUCAAGGACCUGAAGCUAGCCUUCAGCGAGUUCUACCUCAGCCUCAUCCUGCUCCAGAACUACCAGAACCUGAACUUCACUGGUUUCCGUAAAAUCCUGAAGAAACAUGACAAGAUCCUGGAUACUUCUCGCGGGGCCGACUGGCGUGUGGCUCAUGUGGAGGUGGCACCAUUCUACACCUGCAAGAAGAUCACACAGCUCAUCUCCGAGACAGAGACGCUUGUCACCACAGAGCUGGAGGGAGGAGACCGUCAGAAAGCCAUGAAGAGGUUGAGAGUUCCUCCACUGGGGGCAGCUCAGCCUGCUUUGGCCUGGACAACCUUUCGUGUCGGUCUCUAUUGCGGCUUCUUUAUCAUUCUCGCCAUCUCCUUCGUUCUCACUGGUGCUGUGUUCAUCCGCUUCGAGAACGUGUGGCCACUGGUGCGGAUCUAUCGGGGCGGUUUCCUGUUGAUCCAGUUCCUCUUCUUGUUGGGCAUCAACACUUACGGAUGGAGACAAGCAGGAGUCAACCAUGUCCUCAUCUUUGAGAUCAAUCCCCGAAACAACCUCUCCCACCAGCACCUGUUUGAGAUUGCUGGUUUCCUGGGUGUGUUGUGGUGUCUCAGCAUCCUCUCCUGUCUCUACUCAGAGUACACCUACCUCCCCAUGCAGAUCAACCCGCUCAUUCUUUAUGGCUUCAUGGUGCUGUUCCUCAUCAACCCCUUCAAGACCUGCUACUACAAAUCACGUUUUUGGCUCCUCAAGCUGCUGUUUCGCGUGUUCACAGCGCCAUUUCACCGGGUGGAAUUCGCAGACUUCUGGCUGGCUGAUCAGCUCAACUCGCUGGUGUUUGUCCUGAUGGACCUGGAGUAUCUUAUCUGCUUCUACAUCUUUGAGCUGCAGUGGAGCAACAGCAAGGGCCUGCUGCCGAAUGUUCACGACCCUGGUAACUACAUAUGCCACAGCUACUCGUACGGUCUGCGUGCCAUCAUCCAGUGUCUGCCCGCCUGGUUCCGCUUUGUCCAAUGCCUGAGGCGUUACCGUGACACCAAGAGGGCCUUCCCUCACCUGGUGAAUGCUGGGAAAUAUUCCACCACCUUCUUUGUCGUCACCUUCGCUGCGCUCUACGCCACACACAGAG
This is a messenger RNA of Micropterus salmoides (largemouth bass), 2397 nucleotides long. It is a transcript of the gene xpr1a, whose product is annotated as xenotropic and polytropic retrovirus receptor 1a. Gene Ontology annotation, molecular function: inositol hexakisphosphate binding. NCBI's taxonomy places the organism in Eukaryota, Metazoa, Chordata, Actinopteri, Centrarchiformes, Centrarchidae. Gene Ontology annotation, cellular component: plasma membrane; cytoplasm; Golgi apparatus. Gene Ontology annotation, biological process: cellular response to phosphate starvation; phosphate ion transport. The record is from RefSeq and is a predicted model, not a curated record.